AUGGCUAGUGGUGGUGGUGCUGCUGCUGCUGCUGAGGAAGUGACGGUGGUGGAGAACAGAGAAUGGUAUUUAUGUGCCUAUGCACCAGAAGGUGUCCCAACUUCUGAUCAUCUAAAACUACGCACUGUAAGCUUCUCUCUCUCUGCUGACGCAAUCCCAGAUCAACACGUGGCUCUUCGGGUCAUCUAUAUCUCUUUUGAUCCAUAUCUUCGCGCCAAAAUGUCCGGCCAUGAAGAUGGGCUCUACGUUCGUCAGUUUCCGCUCGAUAAGGGAAUAAAAGCAUUCGGGAUGGGAAGGGUAAUUCGGUCCAAGGACAUCAAGGGCAUGUUUGUGGCUGAAUAUAGCGUUGUACCAUCCAUUUUCCUUCAAAAAGUUGAUCCAACGGUUGCGAUUACAUUACCAGAUCACCUUGGUUGCUUCGAGGUGCUUGGGAAGCCUAAGCCAAGAUCAAAUGUCUUUAUCUCGGCGGCCGCUGGAGGCGUCGGAAUGUAUGCCGGAAAAUUGGCAAAACUCAAAGGGUGUCCAGUUAUAGGAAGCACCGGCUCUGACGAAAAGAGCAUUGGUAAUUUGUCAGCAGCCAUGGCAGUUCUGCGAAUGACUGGAAGUCUUUGCAUAUAUUGCAGGUUUUCCCCUAAUGGCAUUGAUGUUUACUUUGACAAUGUUGGUGGUAACAUGCUUGAGGCUGUCCUUAACCAUGUCAACAAUGGCGCCCGAAUACCAGUUUGUGGGAUGAUAUCUCAAUACAGUUACCAUAGUUUUGUACUUUUCAAUGUUAAUAAAAAACAUGUUACAACUCGCCUUUUCAACAUUCUUGCUUUUAGUAAAAUGUUACACACGUUUAUGAUCGGUUCAUAUCGAGAUCGCUUUGGGGACUUUGCAAAAGAGAUGCAGGGUUACAUAAAGGAAGGGAAGAUCAGUUUCAAACACAAAAUCUGUCAUGGUAUUGAGAGCUUCUUGGAGGGCAUAGCUUCCAUGUUCUCCAGCACAAAUAUUGGAAAAGUUAUUCUUCAAAUUUAG
Molecule: messenger RNA, 1017 nt
Organism: Ilex paraguariensis (yerba mate)
Lineage: Eukaryota; Viridiplantae; Streptophyta; Magnoliopsida; Aquifoliales; Aquifoliaceae
Source: the annotation of a GenBank genome assembly